Messenger RNA from Belonocnema kinseyi, 1255 nucleotides. It is a transcript of the gene Vha13, whose product is annotated as V-type proton ATPase subunit G. The transcript has 4 exons. Lineage: Eukaryota; Metazoa; Arthropoda; Insecta; Hymenoptera; Cynipidae. Gene Ontology annotation, molecular function: proton-transporting ATPase activity, rotational mechanism. Bases 86 to 442 code for a protein of 118 amino acids. Gene Ontology annotation, biological process: proton transmembrane transport. Gene Ontology annotation, cellular component: vacuolar proton-transporting V-type ATPase complex. The record is from RefSeq and is a predicted model, not a curated record.
AUCGAUUUGUAGAAAUUGGCGUUUCUGGCUGUUCGUGGCCGAUCGCUGUCACCGUUUUCUUCAUUCUUCGCUGAUCAUCGCAAAGAUGGCCAGCCAAACGCAGGGGAUUCAGCAGCUUUUAGCUGCAGAAAAACGGGCAGCUGAGAAAGUUUCGGAAGCUCGAAAACGCAAGGCCCUGCGUUUAAAGCAAGCGAAGAAGGAAGCUCAUGAUGAGAUCGAAAAGUACAGGGAAGAGCGUGAGAAGCAAUUCCGUGAAUUUGAGGCCAAGCAUAUGGGCUCAAAAGAAGACGUGGCUGCUCGCAUCGAUGCUGAUACUCAGCUGAAGAUCGAGGAAAUGAAUAUAGCCGUCGGUCAUCAUAAGAAUACUGUAAUGAUGAAAAUCUUGGAUUUGGUGUACGACAUCAAGCCCGAGUUGCACAAGAAUUACCGCUUCGAGGCUUAAGCACACAUAAUACAUAUAUCCAGAAUAUUAUAUAUAUAUUUAAAAAAAAAACAUAAAAGCAUAAAGUAUAUAUGGUACAAUAUAAGUGUACGUGAAUUAUUAUCCGCCUAUAUGUCAUAUCUCUUAGAUUUAUCUAACGUCGUACAAAGUAUUUGAAGUUUGGCAAUGUAUGUCAUCCGCUUAGAGCUAGAAAGUGAAACUCAAACUAUUAGAUUAAUUUCCGGUUUUCCGCUCCUAGCAAUGGUUAUCAAUUAUUCCAGAGUCUACAUGACAAUAAGUAUAACCCUACUCGUAUUAUCGCUGAGACUUUACCAUCGCAUUCGAAUGUUUGAGAGUUGCUUUAGACGUAUUAUUACACAUAAUAUAUAUAUCAUGAACACAUAUGGAUAUUGUAUAAAUGCACAAAUGCUCCCCGAACAACAAAAGGCCUAGGUAGCUUGGGAGCAUGCGUAUAUUAUAUUAUAUUAUAUUAUAUAUUCUAAGAAUUAUAUGAAAUUUUAGUUAAUGGUGGUGGCUAGUAACUUACUGUAAAUCGUUAGGUGUAUGUUAUUAGAUGUCAUUCCAUAUUUCUGUAACUUCGAGGACAAAUGUUUAAUAUAUUUUACGUUCGUGUACAGCCUUUCGGGGUUCACGCAGCUCCCAAUUUGUGAACCUCGCGACGAUGUACCGAUUUAAUCUUGACAUCUUUUAAAUUCUCUUAAGUCCUAAGUAGCCCUACCUUGUGUAUCUGUACUCCACGUUUCUGCAAGUUGGCUGUAUGUACACUGUACAGUAUUAGUGUUCAAAGUAAUAAAAAAACGAUCUGAAAUUUAA